AUCAAUGCUGACUUUUGCCGUCACUCAGCUGUCGAGCUUUUGCUUUGAUACUCGUCUUUGCUUUGACACUCGUCUUUGCUUUGACACUCGUCUUUGCUUUGACACUCGUCUUUGCUUUGACACUCGUCUUUGCUUGAUACUCGUCUUUGCUUUGACACUCGUCUUUGCUUGGUACUCGUCUUUGUUGUUCCCUCUUCACUGUCCUCACUGUGUAUAGCCCUGUAUAUAUUGUAAGUGUGGCAAACAUGGCGCCGGGACUCAUCGAGACAGAAUCGCGGCCAGCAGCGCCAGAGGAGUCGUUGCGCAGGCUCACCGAGGUUACACAGAGCUUCGAUGACACGCUGAGGUUCUACUUGAACGGCACCAAGGUAACACUGGACAACGCGGAUCCAGAAGUCACAGUGCUAGAGUAUCUGAGAGGAAUUGGACUCACGGGUACGAAGCUGGGAUGUGCCGAGGGAGGGUGUGGUGCUUGUACUGUGGUCGUCUCACAGCUCAACCCUACAACGAAGAAGAUCUACCACGCCUCCGUGAACGCAUGUCUGGCACCGCUGGUCAGCGUCGAUGGCAAGCACGUCAUCACAGUCGAGGGGAUAGGCAACGUGAAGAGACCCCACCCAGCACAAGAGCGGAUAGCAAAGGGCAAUGGCAGCCAGUGCGGUUUCUGCACCCCAGGAAUCGUCAUGAGCUUGUACGCUCUCCUCCGCAACACCGACGCACCCACCGAGCACGAUGUCGAGGAAGCCUUUGACGGCAACUUGUGCAGAUGUACGGGAUACAGGCCGAUAUUGGACGCCGCGCAAAGCUUCAGUGUCAAGACGGGGUGUGGCAAGGCAAAGGCCAAUGGUGGAGGCGGAUGCUGCAUGGAGAAGAAUGGCGCUGGCGGGGCCAACGGUGGGGGGUGUUGCAAGAGCGACGGCGACGACCAGCCUAUCAAGCGUUUCACUCCUCCCGGCUUCAUCGAGUACAAGCCCGACACCGAGCUGAUCUUCCCGCCACAGCUUCACAGGCACGAAUUCAGGCCACUAGCAUUCGGCAACAAGAGGAAGAGAUGGUACAGACCCACAACAUUACAGCAGCUGCUGGAGAUCAAGAACGCACACCCUUCGGCCAAGCUCAUCGGUGGAUCCACAGAGACACAGAUCGAGAUCAAGUUCAAGGGCAUGAACUACAGUGCCUCGGUGUUCGUUGGCGAUAUUCCCGAGUUGCGCCAGUUCAGCUUCAACGACGACCACCUUGAGAUUGGCGGAAAUGUGGUGCUGACGGACCUCGAGCGGAUAUGCGAAGAUGCUGUCGAGCACUACGGCAAAGAGAGGGGACAGCCGUUUGCUACUAUCCUGAAGCAAAUUCGCUACUUCGCUGGACGGCAGAUCAGGAAUGUGGGCACGCCUGCUGGUAACCUCGCAACGGCCAGUCCCAUCUCGGAUCUGAAUCCAGUCUUUGUUGCGACCAACGCGACACUGGUAGCUAAGAGUCUGAAGGAGACGACGGAGAUCCCCAUGUCGACGUUCUUCAAGGGGUACAGGCAGACUGCUCUGCCCCCGGACGCUAUCAUCGCCGGCCUCAGGAUCCCCGUGGCACAGGAGAAGGGCGAGUACAUCCGCGCGUACAAGCAGUCGAAACGAAAGGAUGACGACAUCGCCAUCGUCAAUGCUGCGCUGCGGGUGAAGCUAGACGACGAAGACACUGUCAAGGACGUCAGUCUCGUCUACGGCGGUAUGGCUCCAACUACAAUCGUCGCGAAGAAGGCAACAGAGUUCCUCCAAGGGAGGAAAUUUACCGACCUUCAAACCCUGGAAGGCGUCAUGGCCAAGCUCGAGGAGGACUUCGACCUGCGAUUUGGCGUGCCUGGCGGCAUGGCGACCUACAGGAAGACUCUCGCCCUGGGUUUCUUCUACAAGUUCUACCACGAAGUGCUCGCUGGUCUGGAUGCGAACGAGGCCGAGGUUGAUACCCAGGCGAUCGGCGAGAUCGAGCGAGACAUCAGUUCAGGCUGGAAAGACGGCAAAGCUGCCGAGGCAUACAAGCAGAGCGAAGUUGGACAAUCAAAGAACCACGCCGCUGCUCUGCAGCAGACCACCGGAGAGGCCCAGUACACUGACGAUAUCCCGCUGCAGCGCAACGAGCUGUACGGCUGUCUGGUCCUGUCAACGAAACCACACGCCAAGCUACUGAGCGUCGAUGCGGAAGCGGCUCUUGAGUUCCCAGGCGUUGCUGCUUACGUGGACCACAAGGAUCUCGCGACUCCCGAGUCAAACUGGUGGGGCGCACCAAUGUGCGAUGAGACCUUCUUCGCAGUGGACGAGGUCUUCACCGCAGGCCAGCCGAUCGGUAUGAUCCUCGCGGACACAGCGAAGCACGCGGAGCAGGCGGCCCGAGCCGUCAAGAUCGAGUACGAGGAGCUGCCGGCCAUCUUCACCAUCGAGGAAGCUAUUCAGCAAGAGAGCUUCUUCCAGCACUUCCGUCACAUCAAGAAGGGAGACGUGGAGAAGGCCUUUGAAGAGGCGGAUCACGUCUUCACUGGCACAGCGCGCAUGGGCGGCCAGGAGCACUUCUACCUCGAGACGCAGGCGUGUGUGGCGGUCCCGAAGCCUGAGUUUGGCGAGAUGGAGAUCUUCAGCAGCACUCAGAAUCCGGCGGAGACACAGGCCUACGUGGCAAAGGUGCUCGGUGUAUCUGCCAACAAGGUCAACGCUCGCGUCAAGCGCAUGGGCGGUGGGUUCGGUGGCAAGGAAACGCGGUCGGUUCAGAUCGCUGGUAUUGUCGCGGUUGCGGCGAACAAGGUCAGGAGACCAGUUCGCUGCAUGCUCAACCGAGAUGAAGACAUCUUGACAUCUGGACAACGCCACCCCUUCCUUGCCCGCUGGAAGGUUGCGGUAAACAAGGACGGCAAGCUGCAGGCGCUUGAUGCGGAUGUCUUCAACAAUGGCGGUUGGAGUCAGGAUCUGUCCGGUGCUGUGGUUGAGCGUGCACUCUCCCACAUCGAUGGCUGCUAUUCCAUCCCCAACGUCCACGUCCGUGGAAGGGUCGCAAAGACAAACACGGUCUCCAACACUGCCUUCCGCGGCUUCGGUGGACCUCAGGGUAUGUUCAUCUGCGAAACCUUCAUGGAGGAGAUUGCCGACCACCUCAACAUGCCCGCCGAGGAGCUGCGCCAGAUCAACAUGUACUCACCCGAGUCCAACAUGAUCACGCACUUCAACCAAGAGAUCAAGGACUGGUACGUGCCCCUCAUGUACAAGCAAGUGCAAGAAGAGUCUGAAUACGCUCGGCGCCGCGCCGAGAUCGAAGAGUUCAACAAGACACACAAGUGGAACAAGCGCGGUCUCGCCAUCAUCCCGACCAAAUUCGGCAUCUCCUUCACCGCUCUCUUCCUCAACCAAGCCGGCGCGCUCGUGCACAUCUACCACGACGGCUCCAUCCUCGUCGCCCACGGCGGCACGGAAAUGGGCCAGGGACUGCACACGAAGAUGACGCAGAUCGCAGCCGAAGCGCUGCAGGUGCCGCUCGAAAGCGUCUUCAUCAGCGACACGGCAACCAACACGGUCGCCAACGCGUCGUCAACUGCGGCAUCCGCCUCGAGCGAUCUGAACGGCUACGCCAUCUUCAACGCCUGCGAGCAGCUCAACGAGCGCCUGCGGCCGUACCGCGCCAAACUCGGGCCCAGCGCGACCAUGAAGGAGCUCGCGCACAGGGCCUACUUCGACCGGUGCAACCUCUCAGCGCAAGGAUUCUACAAGACGCCGGACAUCGGCUACGUCUGGGGCGCCAACACAGGACAAAUGUUCUUCUACUUCACGCAGGGCGUGGCGGCCGCCGAGGUGGAAAUCGACACUUUAACAGGUGACUGGACCUCGCGGCGCGCCGAUAUCAAAAUGGACGUCGGCCGCUCCAUCAACCCGGCCAUCGACUACGGGCAGAUCGAGGGCGCGUUUGUGCAGGGCCAGGGCCUGUUUACGACCGAGGAGAGCUUGUGGGUUCGUGCCUCGGGCCAGAUUGCUACGCGCGGGCCGGGGAACUAUAAAAUCCCUGGGUUCAGGGAUAUUCCGCAGGUCUUCAAUGUUAGUCUGCUCAAGGACGUGCAGUGGGAGAAUCUGAGGACUAUUCAGCGGUCUAGGGGUGUUGGCGAACCACCCCUCUUCAUGGGCAGCGCGGUUUUCUUCGCGAUCCGCGACGCGCUCAAGGCCGCGCGCAGAGAAUUCGGCGAGGAGUCGGUGCUGCACCUCGUCAGCCCCGCAACGCCGGAGCGCAUCCGCGUGUCGUGCGCCGAUCCGAUUCUGAAGCGCGCGUGGGUUGAGCCGCGUGAGGGGGAGAAGAGCUUCUUUGUUAGUAUCUAGCGGGCGCCGGGGGUGGGAGUUGGGAAUAUCGAGACGGGGGUUUUGAAGUGUGCCUGUAGCGAGACGGAAUGACCAGCAUCGAGUCAAUGCACAAGUGCGCGCAGAAGUGAGAAUGAGUUCGCUACACGUAUGAUACAAUCUCGCAUGCUCUCCCUCGAGCAGCAAAACGCCUAGUUACAUGCCAUU
Didymella exigua CBS 183.55 is the source of this 4523-nucleotide messenger RNA. Its product is annotated as xanthine dehydrogenase/oxidase. The record is from RefSeq and is a predicted model, not a curated record. The coding region runs from base 246 to 4337 and encodes 1363 amino acids. NCBI's taxonomy places the organism in Eukaryota, Fungi, Ascomycota, Dothideomycetes, Pleosporales, Didymellaceae. Gene Ontology annotation, molecular function: iron ion binding; 2 iron, 2 sulfur cluster binding; xanthine dehydrogenase activity. The transcript has 3 exons.